GUGGCUAUUAGUGGCUGGCGCUAAAACUUACCUUUUGAAUCACCGCCUUGUGUUGAGUUGGUUAUACUUCAUAAAUCAUUGUUUCCAAUACUGCCUUUAUCUGUAAGGUGGACACUGGGCAUUAACUUCAUUUUACAGCAUGUCUAGCCUGUCAGCCUACCUUCAUCUCAUAAAUUCAUUUUAUUAAAAGUCUCAUAAACUUUGGUAAGAUCCUGGCUGUUUAUUGUUUAUUAAAAACUCCCGCUUUAUUUCAUGAGCAGAAAUUAAAAAGAAUUGGUGUUCAUUGUAGUGAUAUUUUGGAGAACUUCCUUCUUUACAUAUUCAGUUUACAGGAUGAGAUGGUAAGGUCUUUGAAAUGUACGAUCAUACUUUUUAAUGUAUGUAUGUCGUCCGUUUUUCAUUGGCAUGGAUGCAGGCCGAGAAAUUGGACGUGAUAAAAGCAGAAGUGGUUGUCUUCCAUUGUCAGUGCAAUCACGCUGAUGAUGGAGGCAUUAAAACCUCUGAAAUGUUGGUAAAUUUCUACCACAGUAUUAAAACCCAGAAGACAGCCAUAUUUGAAUUCACCACCUUGAAAACCUCAAAUCCAGGGGAUUUCAAACAGAAAGGUGGGGUGGUCCUCAUUGCGAAAUGAUUUUGACAAGCCAAUGACUGACUGAGUACAAGAGUUAGGUUAGGUUGUGUCAUGGUGAAGGGGCCACAAACAUUGGAAAGCAGCCACAGUAUAACCAACUCCAUCGAGGAGAUAUUUCCUUGAGCUCUUAAAGAGUUAGUUGGUGAAGAAGUUUCUUGAUUUUAUGGAUCUUCAAAAUUCAUUGCCUUCAUAAGAAAAUCUAUUUGAUCUUUUGCCAAACCAUCUGAGGCCAGUUCACAUCUUUGCAGUCUGUUUAUAUGUGAUUCGUUAAAAAAUAUCUGCCACAUAUGUCCAGGUCGCCUAAAACGCUUAAUCCUCGAGAUUUUCCUACCAAAAUUUUUGUAUCUAUAUUGUACAUGAUUUGGUUGUGUGAUGUAUUGAAAACUGUUUUGUGAAUUAACACAUACUUUUAAGCUGUUUCUAAAGCAGAAGAUGAUUGACUGCAGUAGAAAUAGAAAAAGGAAGGUCUUUGGAGAUUAGAAAUAUUUUGUCAUUGAUCAAUUGUUUUUUUUUAUACAGUACAUCGCAUGUUUCAGACACUCAGCCUUAGUGGGAAAAGUUUCCUCAUAAUAAAUAGGAGUUAUAUCUAAUCUCCAUGGUUUUUGCACUUUGCAGAAGUACAUGUAAUGUUCAUAUUUGUCUAUAUAUAAUAUAUAUAUGAUAAAAUAUAAUAUUUAUCUUACAAGAAAAUUGCUUGGUGGCUAGUUAGUUUGUGUGUUGCAUGUUGUUACAUGUUACUUUCCUUGACUAUUGUUUCUACCUUUGUUGUAGGCGAUGUUCAGCUAUCGCCAUCUUCUGCACAACCAUCGCCAGAUUCAGACUUCUUACCUGGUCCAAUAUACAAUUUAGCGCAGUCAGGACCUCUUGUAGCAGGUCCUGGAGCCCGGAAUACGACGAUUCCCGGCCUGCUUGGGGCGGGGCUUCCGAAGCUGAAUCAGGAGCAGCAGGAAGCGGUGACCCGUGCCAAGAAAUAUGCCAUGGAACAAAGCAUCAAGAUGGUGCUCAUGAAACAGACGCUAGCACAUCAGCAGCUGCAAAUGGCUAGUCAAAGGAGUCAGGUUCAAAGACAACAGGCCCUCGCCCUCAUGUGCAGGGUUUACGUUGGGAGCAUAAGCUUUGAACUGAAGGAAGACACAAUCAGACAAGCAUUUCUGCCAUUUGGUCCAAUCAAAUCAAUCAACAUGUCUUGGGACCCAGUGAUGCAGAAACACAAGGGGUUCGCCUUCGUAGAGUAUGAGAUUCCAGAGGCUGCACAGCUAUCACUAGAACAGAUGAACGGCGUGAUGAUCGGGGGAAGAAACAUCAAGGUGGGACGCCCCAGCAACAUGCCCCAGGCGCAAUCUGUUAUUGAUGAGAUUACUGAGGAGGCAAAGCAUUACAAUCGAAUUUAUGUGGCAUCGAUACAUCCAGACCUCACCGAAGACGACAUCAAAAGUGUGUUUGAAGCAUUUGGGCCAAUCAAGUAUUGCAAAUUGGCUCCUGGCAGCACUCCAAGUAGACACAAAGGUUACGGCUUCAUAGAAUACGAGACUCAGCAGGCCGCAUUAGAAGCCAUUGCCUCUAUGAACCUGUUUGAUCUCGGAGGCCAAUACCUGAGAGUGGGGAGGGCGAUCACCCCUCCCAAUGCACUGCAGGUGAGGCAGCCCAAGGGGCCAGCUAGUGCAGCCAGUAUGAUGCCCACAGCGGCAGCGGUAGCAGCUGCAGCCGCGACAGCUAAGAUUCAGGCAAUGGAUGCUGUAGCAAGCAAUGCUGUUGCUCUAGGAUUGUCAAAAUUGGGGUCGCCCGUUUCGGCACCUACGCUUCUCCCAAGCAUCCCGACAUUACCGUCUGUGAUGCCGAUGCAGGCAAUGCCAGGUUUGCAGACGGCGGCUCCUGUGGGGAUGUCGGCCGCGCAUGCCCAUUCCGGCAUGCUGCCUUCUUCCAUGCCGGGCACCGCCAUAAUUCCCCCACCCGGACUGGCAAUUCCGCAAUUUCGUGCACCGGCCAUGAGUUCUCCAGUUACCACGACAAUAGGAGGUCAGCCAGUAACAGUGAUACCACCUCCCGUCGUCCUGACUCCGACCGUCGUCGGACAGCCAAUGACCACACAAGGAAACAAUCCUCAGGAUGCUUUUAGGAGAGCUCAGGAGCAGGCUCAGCAAAAGCAGCAGGAGGAACUGCAGAAAAAGCUGCUGGAGGAAACGGAGCCGCAGACAUUGCAGCAGCAGGAGAACAUGUCCAUCAAGGGCCAGAGUGCGCGCCACCUCGUAAUGCAGAAACUAAUGCGCAAGGUCGAGAGCCGAGUUGUGAUCCUUCGAAAUAUGGUGGAACCGGAUGACGUAGACGAAACGCUGCAGGAAGAAAUCCAAGAUGAGUGUAGCAAGUUUGGUACUGUGGAACGGGUAAUCAUAUAUAAUGAGAAACAGUCCGAAGAUGAUGAUGAUGCUGAAGUUAUUGUAAAGAUCUUCGUUGAGUUCUCACAGAUGAGUGAAGCAGAAAGUGCACGGGAUGCAUUAAAUGGAAGGUAUUUUGGAGGGCGCUUAGUGAAAGGAGAACUGUAUGAUCAAGCCCUGUUUGAUCACAAUGACUUCUCUGGUUGAAGGUGUUGAUUUCUCCUAUGGAGAAAGGUAAAUCGUAAUGUGAGACUUGACGUGGGACAUGUCGAGAUCUCCACAGUUGGUCUAUUUUUGUUGUGGGACGAGUAUAAUACUUGUGAGCGGUGGAACAUAUUCUUCCUGGUAUUAUGUAAUUUAUAGAAGUGUUGUGAUCUAGUGUCUUGUGAAAACCCCUGGAAAGAAAUAAGCAUUCCGAGUACGUGCGAGGUCAGACAACGAAGUGGUACAUGUGAAUAUACUGUUUUGAGAAGCAAUAUGAUCUGUUAAUUAAUUCUGCUGAACUUGGUCAAGUGCGGCAUUACCUAAACACCGUGCAAAGUGUUUGGGUGGUUUUAAUGAAAAGUAAUAAUUAAAAAAGUUUCUCCAGUAAA
Molecule: messenger RNA, 3596 nt
Organism: Zootermopsis nevadensis
Lineage: Eukaryota; Metazoa; Arthropoda; Insecta; Blattodea; Termopsidae
Gene: hfp
Product: Poly(U)-binding-splicing factor hfp
Biological process (GO): alternative mRNA splicing, via spliceosome; mRNA splice site recognition; regulation of alternative mRNA splicing, via spliceosome
Cellular component (GO): catalytic step 2 spliceosome; precatalytic spliceosome
Molecular function (GO): RNA binding
Source: RefSeq, a predicted model, not a curated record